Molecule: messenger RNA, 726 nt
Organism: Lecanosticta acicola
Lineage: Eukaryota; Fungi; Ascomycota; Dothideomycetes; Mycosphaerellales; Mycosphaerellaceae
Source: the annotation of a GenBank genome assembly
AUGCAGGAUCUCGUGUCAGUGCCAGACCUCCAGCUGCAGGACAUAGCUGAGACCGGCAACGUCGCUGUUGUUUCCUUCGAGACCGGGCACCUCUUCAGUGUCAUCAGACGUGACAUAUCGUGGAACACCAGCCAGGUUGAAAUCUGGCUCGCCACCUACGCGCUUCAAUUCCUUCGUGUCUGGUACCGUGCGGUAUACGACAACCCCGUUCUGCGUCGUGAACUCUUGGGAGUGGCUUACACAGGCGGCCUCGGAAGCAUAUACAACCAAGUCAGGGACUUGUGCUACAAAUACAAGGCACACAUUCGCAAAGAGGAGGUCUUCAACAGCAUCGUGGCGCCGACCGCAAUCAAAAUGACUGCUGACGCGGCGGUCUGCAUCAAUGGCGCCAGUUUUCAGGAGAUCAGUUGGAUCAGUGCUUUCCAAAUGGACGACAAACCUGGAUUGUGCAUUGCCACGUCCCUGCUAGUGGCUGUCUUCAAUGAACUCACAUACCGUGGUAGCUCGAGCCUCUUCCUACCGCUGUUGGUUGAAGGCUCGGUUGUAAAUCCGCAGGUCCACAUUGUCGAGAACUGGGGCAAAGACAGUAGUCGCUGGCAGCCAAAUGCACGCAAGAGAAUGCGAAAUGCGAGCCAGACAAGCUCAAGCAUUAUCAAUGCGGACGGAGAAGCUGCUAAUGGCAAUGCGACUGGGGUUGUAGAGGACGAGCGCGUCGUCGAGCCGUAG